CCUAGCCCUAAGGGUCUACUUUAUUAGAUUCAGGAAGUUACACACGGGAAGUAUGACGAGUAGUGCUAAAAAUGUUAAUAAUGGUGUGGGUAAAGGCAUCUGCCAUCGGUCAGGUGCGAUCCAUGGACUGCGGGUAUGCAGCUCAUCUCAUGGUGGCGGUCGGUACGGUACUACUACCUGUCAAUGCAGUUGUCAGGAGCUCAGUGGCCACUUUACUCAAACCUCCUUUCUCCUCGACGAGUCCUAGUCUAGCCUAGACUAGACAAGAGGCCCAACUGAAUGCUAUGAGACCAUCCUCCUAAAUAAUAUAUUGUGGAAUGGUUGAGUCUCGGCUCAUAUCUGAUUCAAUCGCACCGUUUUCUCAGUCAGACAUCUAGAAGAGUAUGGAACAAGUGAUUGAUAUAGCUAUGAAGGAGAUUACUAACUGAAUGUGUUGAUAUAUAUUCUAGAAAGGUGGGUUGGUUGAAGCACAGACAGGAUGCCUAUUCAACACACAACAACCAGCCGCACUAUUAGCAGGAGUCGUGCACAGAGUCGACGGAAGCGGAGCUUUCGGCGUGACUUUCCCGGUAAGCUAAUCCAUCAAGCCGCCAUCUACUCCAACUAUGAACUUCUCAAAGAUCUCAUACAAGGUGCUCAGAAGAAAUUCAUCAACGAUAAGGAUUCGUUUGGAAGAACCGCCCUGCAUGCCGUGUGCGCAGCUGAUCUUGAAGAACGCAAAGCUAGCGUGAAAUGCGUCGAGCUGCUCCUACAGUGUGGCGCUGAGCCAAACACGUCUGCUAAUGACCGCUACCACUGCUUCACGCCACUUCACCUAGCCGCACGCGACGGCAAGAUGGAGACCAUGAAGUUGCUGCUAGACUUCGGGGCGGACAUUGAGAUCAAGGAUAGCGAGCAUUGCAAGCCGAUGGACGUCGCAAAUAAGAAUUGUCGGAAGAAGUGUGCCGAUUUUCUGCAUGAUAUACAGGAUGAGAGGGAAAAGUUACGGAAAGAAGUGGAACCGCAGAUUCUUCAGGCAUGUGCAGAUGGGAACCUAUCCGAGCUAAAAGCUCUGUUAAAGCGAGUGGGCCUAGCUGCCAUCAAUAAGGACUACCAGGAGGGAGUCACACCCCUUUUUAAGGCAAGUUGCAAUGGUCAUUUAGAGGUUGUGAAUUAUUUGAUUGACCGCGGAGCCUCUGGACGAGCCAACGACAGCGGUUGCAAAUGGACUCCACUAUACGCUGCCUGCUUGUAUGGCUAUACAAAAAUAGCCGAAGUAUUAAUGAAGUAUUUUCCGUCGAUGGCUGGUGAUAUAACGCAAGAUCAACAGUUACCCUUGCACGCAGCAGCAGCAGGAGGCUACACGGAGAUUGUCAAACUCCUCCUCUAUUACGACUACUCUGUCAUUAAUGAAAAGGGUAAAACAAAGCUACAUCAGAAGACGUCUAGUAAUCUAAAAGCUUACAAAGGAGGAUUGCCUUUUCACAUAAACCUGUGCAAUAUAAAUGGACAGACAAGCCUAUAUCUUGCCAGUGCUGCCGGCCAUGUUGAGGUCGUAAAGACUCUACUUGAAUUUCAACCAAACCGUCGCAAGCACCAUUCUAUGCCUUUCACAAACUCUACACGAAAAAAGCCAUUUGUAGAUGUUAAUACAUACACAGUUGUCGGGCAGACACCUCUGCAUGCAGCUGUUCUGUCAUGGAAUGUUGAGAUUACGUCGCUACUCUUAAAGUACGGAGCAGAUGUGAAUGCACCGAUUCAAUCUCUAUUUUGCUUGUUUGACAAUACCGAAAGUAAAAGGAUAUCACCAAAGUUUUCAGAGAAGGUGUUCUUCACAAAAGAAAACUCAUCCUUACUGUUUGAGGCCUGCAGUGCCUUUGAUUAUAAAUUGGAAAUCAUAACACUUCUGCUCAAACACGGUGCCAAGGACACCGAAGGUAAAGCAUUGCUGUCUGCUCUGCUUAGCCGACGAGACGAUAUUGUCCGUGUCAUGCUGGGACAUUCUGGGGUACAUCCAGACUCUGAGUUUACCGUUAACUCUGAUUGCUUAGCAGAAUUCAAAGCAGCUUCUUGUGCAGUUACUGUAGAUCAACUUGGAACUGAACCACUUGAAAAGAGGUCAGGAAAGUCUGUUAAAGAGUCUAGCAAUCACGCUCCUCACUAUUCAAAGAUGGCUCAGCAGCUUAAAGAUGGAGGUCGUUCUAUUAGCAGGGAUCGUAGGCGUACAGUUGCUAUACCUAAACGAUUAGUGAGUAACUCUGCAUCUUUUGAUGUACCUGUCGCAAUUGAUUGGCAUGACAUGGAAUUAAUACUAAUUGAGACUGACUGGUUAGUAGAGGCUAGUUUAAGAUACAAUAUAACCUUGCAAAACUAUGAGGUAUCUCCAGGUAUCCAGCAUCCCGCUCUGUCAGCCAUCACAAGAAUUGAUAUAUCAGACAAUAGCCUAUCAGAACUUCCACUAGUUAUAUUCCAAUUGCCAUCACUGCAUGUUCUGAAUGCUGCCAAGAAUAAGAUCAGUAAACUCCCAAUAGGAAAGUCCAAGAAGGAGACUGUCAAGGUGGAGAAGUCUGAUAAAAGACAUACUGUUGCUUCUAUUCUAAGUACCGCUGUAAAGAAUCCACCCGAAGUGCAAGAAGUUAUAUGGAACUGCCCAAUGUUAACUCAAAUUGAUCUCAACAACAACUGGUUAGAGAAGCUUCCAGCAGUGAUGUUCCACCUACCUUCAUUAGAGACUCUGAACGUACAUGGGAACAAGUUAAAACAACUUCCAUUCGAUAUGUGGAUGGCAUCAAAGCUGAAGAACUUAGAUCUCUCUAAGAACAAAUUAGAGGAAUUGCCAAGCAAUAUCCUUGAUGGUUUAGAUGACUCUCAGACAUUUCACUCUUCUACAGCUAGUCACAAGGAUAAAAAGCAGUCAAAUGAGUUCACAUUAGAUAUGAAUGACUUCAAGAAAGAGCGUGAUGAAGAUGGUGACUCUGGAAUGGAAGAAGGUGACAAAUUUAGACCAAUUCAUAAUUAUUCAGAAUCAAGUAGCCGGACUGCUAAAAAAGGGAGGACACUUACCGAGACAUCUGAACAGUCAACGACAUCCAGCAACUCUGAAGUGUUUGGAAAUGAGAAACCAAAGAGGAAACAUACUCUUUUAAAUGUCAGAAGACAUCAGUUAUGGAGCACUAGUAGUCUAGGAUAUGAUGAGGUUGAUGAAGAACCAAUCAGUGCUGAUGAAGUCAAUUGUUUGGAAGUUUUAAACCUUUCGAAAAACCAACUUACCAAAAUACCUACAGGACUGCCCUGUCUUGCUCCAAAAUUGUCAAAACUUAUUUUAUCUGAAAACAAAAUAACAGAUUUUGGUCCAAUUAAUAAGUUCCCAGCUGGUCUUGUUGAUUUAGAAGUCUCCAACAACUUGAUAACAUCAAUGACUGUGACAUGUCGCCGUGCUGGUUCUCUCUCCCGUAAAGACUCUAUAUUGAAAAUGUUACAUGUUAAUCCUUCCGUAGACAAUGAAAAGAAGAUCUCUGACUUGCUUGGCAUUGAACCUUGCUGUAGCCCAGCUAUCCAGUCACAACAGAAUGUGCAUUUGAUGGCACCAGGAGGUAUGGGAGACUCUAGAAGGGACAGCAAAGAUGGACAAAGCAUCUCAUCACCAUUGCAGUCACCACCAGCUGUUUCUCUGCAAUACUGCAAGCAUCGAAGGCACCGUGUUCUUGCAAAUUUAAGAACGCUGGAUCUCACGAAUAAUAAUAUUAAGCAAUUGCAAGUGGUGUCAAGGACAGAGGAAAUUAAUUUUUCUGAAGACAAAGAACUUGAGGAUUCUGGAGAACAUGAUCAGUCAUGUGUUUCUCUUUGCUUUCCUGUGGAGGACAAAACAGAGCUACAAAAAGAAGUUCCAAAGAUUGUGACAAAUCAUCCAUCUCCAAGUGAUGACAUCACACUGCUAUUCCCUGACCUGGCAUUUCUCGCAGUGUCUAACAACAACCUGACUGAGGUUCCCAAAGACAUCCAGUACCUGACCAAGUUGUCAAACCUGAGGAUCGAUGGAAAUGAAUUGGUUACAACGCUACCACCAGAGAUGGGACGCCUGCAGAACCUCUAUGACCUGAAGGUUGAUGGUUGUAGCUUAACAGAGCCAUUGUCGAGUAUGACAUCAAACCUUCUUGUGAAGGAUGUCUUAGGUUAUUUGAGAUGUAUUCUUGAUGAUGCUAAACCCUAUGCCAGGAUGAAGUUAAUGUUUGUUGGGAAAGCAUGCAUUGGCAAAACCACUCUCCUGAAUGAGCUGCGGAGAGAGGGCAGUGGCCCAUAUGGCAACCAAUCACCCGAGAGUUUUGCUGAAAGGCAGGGAAACACUCACAUUGGUGGCAAGACUCUUAAAGGUAACCACCUCUCGACUGUUGGUGUUGACGUUUCUGAAUGGACGUACUGCAAGAAAAAGUCCAAAUAUGGCAAAGUUACUUUCAGUACAUGGGACUUUGGUGGACAGCAAGAGUUUUACGCCACUCAUCAAUAUUUCCUAACGAAGCGUUCCCUUUACUUGGUCCUCUGGAAGCUAACAGACGGAGAGAAAGGAAUUAAUGAGCUGCAACAGUGGCUGGUCAAUAUACAGGCGCGUGCUCCAAAUUCACCUGUGAUCAUAGUUGGAACACAUCUUGAUGUCUUGCGUUCUGGCCCACGCUACUCACGGGAUUAUCUCAUGGACCUCACGCGCAAGGUCAAUGAGCGGUUCAUUGACAUUGCUCACCCUCAAGACCUCGGGCUGCCAGACGUCCGAGCCUUCGUGCCCGUUAACUGUGUCAGAGGCAGCAGUGUGACCAAGCUCCGAGACACGAUCUAUGACACAGCAUUUUCCAUUACGGAAGGUCGUGACAAACGUGAUCGUGAACCACUUCUGAAACAUCCGGUACCAACAUCAUACCUUGCUCUGGAAAAAGCCAUUGCAUACCUAGCGGCAGAAAGACGGGAUGAGAAAAAGGAACCAGUGCUAACAACUACAGAAUACAGAACCGAAGUGACGCAUGUAAUGCAGAUGCAAUCGCAAGUGUCUUUCCAUGAUAAAGAAGAACUAAUGCAAGCGACACGUUUCCUGCAUAACAACGGUAUUCUGCUACAUUAUGAAGAUGCUAUGCUUGCUGAUUAUUAUUUUCUUGACCCUCAGUGGCUCUGUGACACUCUGGCCAAGGUUGUAACUAUUCCAGAAAUCAACCCCUGUGUCAAAAGUGGUGUGAUGAAAAUAGAUGAUCUAAAGAUGAAAUUUCAGUCAUCUGGCGUCAAACAUUACAUCCUGAGUUUACUGAAUAAGUUUGAAGUUGCUGUUGCAUUUGAUAGUGAACACCUCCUCAUACCAUCACUACUGCCCCAAGAGGGCGAGAUGAUCUGUAUACCAGUCAACAGAGAGAAUAUUAAUAUCACACAAGAGUUUCUUCCACUUCAAUCACAAAUUGAAACUGCAAGAGUUGGAAUAAAGUCUCUGCACUUGCCGAGUCCAAAACCAGUGCCACCUGAAAGAGAUCAGACAUUUUUCCAGACAACAACAUCCUCCAUUCUUGCAAUUGCACAUGAAGUCUCUGCAAGAUUUAGUUCUCCAGCUGCUCCAGAAGAUGGCAUCAAAAGAAAUGGCUUCAAGACACUCUUUCCACAAAAUAAGCGCCCUCGUUCAACAAGCCCAAUAUUGGUUCGCAGGACAGAUGAAAAUGCUGCAGACCAGUAUCAAGCUGUUUUUUCCACUCAACCAAUUCCAGAAACAGAAGGUCCGGGCUUUAGCCUCACUGCUGGAGAGAAUCCUUAUGCAGUCAUUCGCCGGCUUUUCUUUCUUCAGUACAUUCCAAGUGGAUUUUGGUCACGGGUCAUCAGCAGGUUUCUUUCAGAUCAGAUCCUAAACAGUAUCAUUGAAACUCUUUACACAUUGCCAAAAAAUGCUGAGGAAUCAUUUGGUGAAGAUAUUCACCAAAAGUGGUCUUCAGGAUUAAUGUGGAUGUGUUGGCAGACUGGCAUAGAAUUGUCUUUACAUGGUGUGCCGUUAUUCCAUGUGAAAGAGAUCAAUAAGGAAUCAUUGUUGGGUUGUGUAUUUAAGAAAGAAAGAAGACCUGAUACUGUUCAGGUUCUUGUGAGUACAAUUGAUGGUCAGGAUAGAACAGUUUCAACUUCAAGACUGGGACAGUUAGAAAUAUUGAUUCCAAACCAGAUCCUUUCUGUUCAGAAGGAACAACUAUCAACAACAACACCUUCCUCAGCUGCAUCAAGCUCGGGGUCUUCUAUAUGUGGCUCUCUGUCUACUGAUUCAGAUAUUGAAGUUCUUCCAUCAUUAGAAAUUGCAUCAAGACUUCUUGCUGCCAUUGUUGAUCUUCUGGAUGUUCUCCUUGAAAAUUUUUAUCCAACGCUCUACGAGCCUCUUGGACAAACAUUUGAAGGAGAAUUGUUGAUAACACGUAUAGUACCUUGUAUUCGCUGUUGGAUUGAUUACAACAAAACCAUUGUGGAAGAUGUAGAUGAGACAGAUUGGGAAGUGGUAGACUGGAAUCCUGAUGACAUCCAACAAGCUCUCCAUGAGGAGGGUGUCAGUCCAAAGCCUGUGAGAAGAACUCCAAAAACAGAAAUCCAAAGUAUGCUACGACAACACUGUCCAAGGCUAUACAAAGGAAAGAAGGAAAAUACCAUUUGGACAAUUAGUUCCCCAAUUAAUGGAAAGCUUCAACUUCCAUUGUCAAACUAUGAUCAUUCACUUAAGAGAACUCAAAAUGAAAAUGGUAAAAAGAAAACAAGUAAAGACUCUAGUAACACUGACAAUGAUGACAGUGGCAUUGAUGCACCAGAGCUUCCGGGAGGCACACCUGAAGUUGUUGUACAAAACCCAACAAUUGAGAAAUCAAGAUCCUCAACUAAGAGAGCAAAAGUUGGAGGUUUACUACUUCCAGAGCAAGCUAUUCAAGUAGCUAUUGAUGAAAACAAUCAGAGAUCCAUUGCUGAAACACGAUCUGCAUCCAAAGACAAAUUCAUAAAAAAUUUCUCACCAAAAACAACACCAAGCCACACACCAAAAUCUCUCACACCAGAUAAAGAAAGGAGGUCCCUUGAGUUUUCUGCAUGUUUCAGACUCGGAUCUUUCAGUGAUACAGAGGGGCCAUACAAGGUUUAUGGAUUCUUAUUUGAGGAACUUGUACUAAGAGGGAUGAAGUAUGAAGAAGUCAAGUGUCCUAAUCAUGGCAGAAUCCUUCUGAAAAAUAUUGCUCCCGAUGUGGUGUACCACGAUUUAGGUCCAGGCAAACUGAUAGACAAAUCGAAUCUUGAGGUUGCAAAGCUUCUUGGCAUUGGUAGCUUUGGAUUUGUCUACAAAGGUCACAUGGUCCAAGAAGAUCAGAUGAGCGAAAUACCUGUUGCCAUUAAGAUGCUUCAGCCCUACCCUCCAGGCCAAGGAGCAAGCAAUACCAUUAAGCAGCGCUACGAGAUGAACGACUCCAAAUGGCAUCGAGAUCCUCUACGCAACUCGUGCGAAGCAUACCACACAGCGCGUAAAGAACUCUCUAUUAUUAUGACGUUGGAUCAUUCGCAUAUUGUCCCUCUGCUGGGCUUUUGUCGUCAACCAAUGUGUCUUAUCCUAGAGCUAGCACCACAUGGUGCCCUGGAUGCCCGGUUGGAAGACUACAAAAGAGUUGGUGCUCGUUUGACUUCUCCAGUCAUCCAACAAAUCAUUGUCCAGGUCUCUUCAGCUGUUGAUUACCUUCACCAGAAGGGCAUCAUCUAUCGUGAUCUGAAAGCAGAGAACGUAUUGGUCUGGAAUCUUCCGGAACCCCACCUGAUUCUGCCAUGCGAGUAUGUGCAAGUAAAGCUUGCUGACUACGGCAUCAGUGUCUCAACAUUGCCUUCAGGAACCAAAGGAUAUGGUGGAACCCCAGGUUACAUGGCACCGGAGAUUGUCCAAUAUGAAGGAAAGGAAACAUAUACCGAGAAGGUGGAUUGCUUUUCUUUUGGUAUGUUUAUGUAUGAACUGAUGUCAAUGCAAAGACCUUUUGAGAGCCAAGUCGGAAAGAAUAGAGGUCGUUUGUCGGAGGUCAUCAAACAGCUAAUUAAAGAUGGUGAACGACCAAUCCUGACCAGGAAGGAACAGUCAUAUCCUGUGUACAUCUUGGACUUGAUGGUCUGGUGUUGGGCUCAAGAUCCUAGAGACCGUCCCAGCAUGCAGGAGGUACACCAGAUAGCAUCAAUGCCAGAGUUUGCCAAUCUCCAUGAGGUAUUGUCACUUGAUGAAGAAAUUGAUGUAGCUGCCGCUUGCAGCAUUACUUCAUCAUCCGAAAUGAGCACAGCAAGUGAGGCUGGGUUGCUAAAUGUUGUUGACACUGACAUCUGGAUCAGCCAUUCUAACGCCAAUGUACAGAUCCUCACCUACUCUGAGAAAUGUAUCCAAGAAGAAAAUCUGAAUGUAAUGGCUAGCAAAGCAUCAAUAGUGUGCAUGUGUUUCUCUGCAGACAGCUACACUGUUUGGCUUAGCUUGUCUAUAGGACUACUGGCUGUGUAUAGUGUUUCUAAUAAUGAGGAGAUUGCACGAUUCCGCAUUCCUCCAACCACAAACAAUGACACCAAUCAUGUUGCCACGGCGAUGGUACACAUUGAUCUCCAACAGCAGAUGGUUGUUGCAACAGAUACCGGUUACGUGAUCGUCUUUGACGAGGGAGAUGGAUAUGUACAACCACAGGAAGUGUUCACGUAUCGAUACGUGGGAGAAAAGAUUACAUCACUAGCAUUGGCACCAAAUUCAUUCAAGUGUGAAAGGAUAAUUGAAUUGUGGUGUGGUAAUCCUGGUGGUAAUAUAAGUAUCCUGAAUGUUGGUGAUUUUGAUUUGUGCAUGGAUGUUGAAACUGUGAAACACUUUGAGGAACCAUUGGAGGUAUCCAGCGUGGAUAUCAUGGUGUCCUAUGACAUACAGAUGGCAGAGAGGCUCGGCUUGUACUAUGUUUGGACAUAUGUUUACCCAGGUACAUCAGUCUACAGAUGGACUGUGGAGACUAGGAAGAUGGAGGAGGAGUUAGACGUUGCUGAGAUAUUAUGCAGUGACCUUGGUGUCAAUCCAUCUGCAACUAUGAAAAGACUUAGUGCAAACCAAUGUCAGGUGUCAUCAAUGUGUCUUAUCAAAGAACACUUGUACAUCGGUACAGUGUGGGGGCGCCUCAUAAUCGCCGACUCCCUCAGUCUGUCACCGAUCACCACUGUGCAAUGUCACCGUGGACCAAUCAAAUCUAUCCUGCCCAUUCGUUCAACUCAGCAGCAGACACAGGAGGAAGUCAGAGACGAUUGCGACCAAUCAGAAAUGGACAUCUUCGAAAUGCCAAGCAAGACAUCCUUAGUUACCAUUGGCAAGGGAUUCCAUAAUUUGAUUGCUGGGUACCCAGAAUGCCCAUCAGGGGUCAAGGUUCACGAUAGUAGUCAAGCUUAUUACAUAUUGACAUGGAAUGCAGAUUCCUGGGAUCAGUUGGUUUGAACCUGUAAAUUGAUAUGUAGUCAAUGAUGAACAAUUCAAAUAAAUGUCCAAUUGUCUUCCAUUGUAUUUAUUUCAGUAAAUAAUUUGAUUGUAUUUUUGUUUAUACUGUAUGCAUAUGAGUAUGUUUUAUUUCAAAUCAAAUUGUAUAUGUUUACAUAAAUAUGACAUGUUCAUGUGUUUGCGAUUGUUAUUAUUAAGUAUCAGUAAAAUAUGUAUAUAUUUUAAACCAAUGUAUCAUGGGGCAUCUUUCUGCUGAGCAAAACAACACAUGUUUUUUUCCCCAGCAGAAACGGGCCAAAAAACAAAAACAUGGUUAGGAAUGCGUUCUAAAAAAUUGUUUUAACACGCAUUCGUUAUAGGGUUGGAGUUCAGAAAACAUGUGUUAUGUUGUACACUUUUCAGCUGCAACGCAAUACAGUACAGUGUUAGUCAUGACCCAUUGGUGACCCAAAUUGACAUCUUCGUUGGUUGGAUCAUUCGUCCGCGAGAAAUUCGGGGCGAAGAAAAACAUUAAAACAGGAUGACAUGCUUUUAUUUUUUUUUUUAUUUCAACUUUAUUUCACGAGGGUAGCUCUAACAGCUGCACUACAGUAGUACAGCUGACUUGAAGAGGCCCUCCCUUUAGGCUUAACAUAAUUUUUUCUUACCUUCGCAGUGUGUUGUUUACUACUUUCCCAACAUUUGCUGUAGCUCACAGGAAGUAAAGGUCAACUUUAGCUUCUGUAGGUGAUCGUCAUUAUAAGCUCCGCCCACCUACUAAUGCUCGUGUUACUGUGUUUUUAUUAGUUGCACUUUUCACUAGAAAUGCGUUCCGAAGGAAUUUAAUCAUUUAAAAAAAACACUUGUUUUUGGCGUUAUUCAGCAGAAACAUGCCCAUAGGCCAAAUGCAAAUAAAAAACAAGUUUCUCAUCUAUGUUUUUUAAACAGAGGACAAUAAUGCACUUUUCUUCAUUUAUGGCCACAACACACUCUGUCCCGUAAAUGUCAUAUUGACUACACAACUUUUCGUACUUAAAAAUAAUACCAAUAAUGGUCGAUUUACUGUAUAGAACAUUGUAGAGACCUCUAUGCGAUUAACAUUCUUGAUUACCCCCUGUCAUUGGAUCAAGCACAUACAGAUUACAUACUCAGUUCCCUGGGGAGAAUUCCAUAAUGUUGCAGCUGUAAUCAGCGCAUUUUGUGUUUAAACCCACUAGGUACCCACUUGUACUCCUGGGUGGAGAGAUACAUAACCACAGUAUAAAGUGACUUGCCUAAGGACACAAUGAAAUGCACAGUUAGGGAUUGAUUGUCCAACUCAAGGUUGAGAAACAGAACCGCAACCGAUGUGCCAAACCGCUCCUACCAAAAAAAAAAUUGUUUUUCAAGCUAUCCUAAUUUGACAAUUUGAAGUUCAUAUUUUGAGAAAUCAGGGCACAUGAUAUGUUUAGGUUUGUCUUCUGUACAAAUGAAUGAAUAUUAUUGGGCUUCUGGUGUUUAAUAUUUUAAUAGUAGGCCUAUGUGAGAGAUAAAAAAAAGGGAUAGGUCAUCUUUCAAAAUAUUGUCUUUCUCAUGUCGACAGUGUUCACUUGAGAUCAGAUCAUAAGUUCUCAAGUCAACAAAAAUUGACAUAUUAAUGUACAUAAUAAUAUUAUCACAUUAAACAUUCAAAAGCAUAGUUAAAUCAGUAGGAAGAAUCAUUCGGUUUUGCUUUGAAAAGCUUGGCAAACGUUAUAUAGAGACAAUAAAAUAUAAUAUGGUGUCCAAUUUAUUUCUAUUUGUUUCUAAUACUUAGAUGAUUCGACUGUAAGAUCAAUAGAGGGAUACAUUAGCACCAUCUGUGAUUUCUAGGUGUCACAUUUUUGGAUACGUACCCUAGUUUGCUGAAGAUUGAUCUAGGUCCUGAGGUAUAUACCUAUACACUUGCUUUUUUGGGAGUGGGGGUUUUUCAGUUGAAAAGCAUAAAAACUCGCUUUUAAGAAAAAAAAAAAAGGAUAUAACAGUGAGUAUAUAUAGGCCUAUGUUAUGAAGAAGUGGUAUUGAUAUGGAUUGGCAUUGUUUAUGUAAAUCAAAGUGUAAUAAUAUAAUAAUUUGUGUAAUUUAGAUAAAGGUUUAUUUAUUUAAAUAAAUGCAUAUUUAUUUAAAGGUA
Anneissia japonica is the source of this 11570-nucleotide messenger RNA. RefSeq names its product leucine-rich repeat serine/threonine-protein kinase 1-like. The transcript is spliced from 27 exons. Bases 479 to 9442 code for a protein of 2987 amino acids. Gene Ontology annotation, biological process: protein phosphorylation. Gene Ontology annotation, molecular function: protein kinase activity; protein binding; ATP binding. The record is from RefSeq and is a predicted model, not a curated record. Lineage: Eukaryota; Metazoa; Echinodermata; Crinoidea; Comatulida; Comatulidae.